Messenger RNA from Mastomys coucha (southern multimammate mouse), 3507 nucleotides. It is a transcript of the gene Camkk1, whose product is annotated as calcium/calmodulin dependent protein kinase kinase 1. Gene Ontology annotation, molecular function: protein kinase activity; ATP binding. Gene Ontology annotation, biological process: CAMKK-AMPK signaling cascade; protein phosphorylation; activation of protein kinase activity. The record is from RefSeq and is a predicted model, not a curated record. Lineage: Eukaryota; Metazoa; Chordata; Mammalia; Rodentia; Muridae. The transcript is spliced from 16 exons. Bases 164 to 1681 code for a protein of 505 amino acids.
CUGGAGCUGCGGCGCCGGCGGGUUGAGCCGGGCGAUCCUAGCCCGGCGAGGCGGGCAGGGCGGGGCGCGCACAGCGGGAGAGAGCCUGGCGCCCACCGCAGAGACUGUCGCCAGGUGCCUAGGUUCCCAACAAGGUUCUAUAGAAUAUCCGCUGACUGAAGUGAUGGAGAGUGGCCCAGCUGUCUGCUGCCAAGACCCUCGAGCAGAGCUGGUAGAUCGGGUGGCAGCCAUCAAUGUGGCCCACUUGGAAGAGCCAGAUGAGGGUCCAGAGCCUGCCAGGAAUGGUGUGGACCCUCCACCCCGGGCCAGAGCUGCCUCUGUGAUCCCUGGCAGUGCUUCAAGAUCCACUCCAGGACGUCCCAGCCUCUCAGCGAGAAAGUUCUCCCUGCAGGAGCGACCAGCUGGAAGCUGUCUGGAGGCUCAGGCUGGGCCUUACUCUACAGGACCUGCCAGUCACAUCUCCCCUCGGGCCUGGCGGAGACCCACCAUCGAGUCCCACCGUGUGGCCAUCUCCGACUCAGAGGACUGUGUGCAACUGAACCAGUACAAGCUGCAGAGUGAGAUUGGCAAGGGUGCCUAUGGUGUGGUGAGGCUGGCCUACAACGAAAGUGAAGACAGACACUAUGCUAUGAAAGUCCUCUCCAAAAAGAAGUUAUUGAAGCAAUAUGGCUUUCCUCGUCGUCCUCCCCCGAGAGGGUCCCAAGCUGCCCAGGGAGGGCCAGCCAAACAGCUGCUGCCCCUGGAGCGUGUGUACCAGGAGAUUGCCAUUCUCAAGAAGCUGGACCACGUGAAUGUAGUCAAGUUGAUUGAGGUCUUGGAUGAUCCAGCUGAAGACAAUCUCUAUUUGGUGUUCGACCUCCUGAGAAAGGGGCCAGUCAUGGAAGUGCCCUGCGACAAGCCCUUCCCAGAGGAACAAGCUCGCCUCUACCUUCGGGAUAUCAUCCUGGGCCUCGAGUACUUGCACUGCCAGAAGAUUGUCCACAGGGACAUCAAGCCAUCUAAUCUACUCCUUGGGGACGAUGGACAUGUGAAGAUCGCUGACUUUGGUGUCAGCAACCAGUUUGAGGGGAAUGAUGCUCAGCUGUCUAGUACGGCAGGGACCCCGGCGUUCAUGGCCCCAGAGGCCAUUUCUGAUUCUGGCCAGAGCUUCAGUGGGAAGGCCUUGGAUGUCUGGGCCACUGGGGUCACGCUAUAUUGCUUUGUCUAUGGGAAGUGCCCGUUCAUUGAUGAGUACAUCCUGGCCCUGCACCGGAAGAUCAAGAAUGAGGCCGUUGUGUUCCCUGAAGGGCCAGAGGUCAGCGAGGAACUCAAAGACCUGAUCCUGAAGAUGCUAGACAAGAAUCCUGAAACAAGAAUUGGGGUGUCAGAUAUCAAGUUACACCCUUGGGUGACCAAGCAUGGAGAGGAACCCCUCCCUUCAGAGGAGGAACACUGCAGUGUGGUGGAGGUGACUGAGGAAGAGGUGAAGAACUCAGUCAGGCUCAUCCCCAGCUGGACCACUGUGAUCUUGGUCAAGUCUAUGCUGAGAAAGCGUUCCUUUGGAAACCCAUUCGAGCCCCAAGCACGCAGGGAAGAAAGAUCCAUGUCUGCGCCAGGAAACUUACUGAUGAAAGAAGGCUGUGGAGAAGGGGGCAAAAGCCCAGAGCUUCCCGGAGUCCAGGAAGAUGAGGCUGCAUCCUGAGUCCCUGCAUGUGCCCAGGGCCAUCGGCAGCAUGCUCAUUCCGCACCUCCAGAGGCCCACCGCCCUCAUGCAAUAGUCGCCCCUGCAGGCAGGGGGCUGGGGACUGCGGCCCCUCUCCUGGCCCCCCUCACCCAUUGUGCUGCAUGACCUGCGCACAGGCACAUCCAGGGACAGGAUUGGAAUGUGUGUCAUUUGGGGCUUGGUGGGGGGGUCCCGAUUGGUUCUCUCUGUUCUGAUCCAUCUUGUGGGGGAAUAUUAGAAACCCUACCUAACUGGCUGGUGAGGCCCAGGGCAGAAGGCAAGAGACCAGAAUGGCAGGUGGUGACCUGGUGGGCUCCUCAGAGAACUCCCAUAGGGAUUGGUGGCAUGCCUAGCUGCUGCACACAAGCAGGGGUGAUCGCCUCACCUCUGUGUGGAAGGUGCCGAGUGCUGGUGUACUCAGAUCUCCAGUGUGGAUGUUACCGAUAAUGACACCUGCCUGGGAGCAGACUGAUCUUGGAGAAUCCGGAUUCUUCUUUCAUUGUCUUUUACCUGAGGGCUAGGGUGGGAGCAGUUGUGGCGGGGAGCAUUUUCCUCCAGCUUCGGGUAGUCCCUUGCACACUGGCAGUCAUCUGGACUUGGCAUUCAUGGACUGUGUUUUACGCUCUGCACUCGCCGGAGAAAGGGCUAAAGUGAAUCCAGCUUGGAGCAUAGCCCUGAGCCCAGAGCAGUGUACUUUGCCUGCCAAACCCCCUUCCAGUCUUAUGGAUCUCCAGAAUGAAGGUUGCAGAACACCAGGAGUGACAAGGAGGGCCACGAUUCUCAGAACUGUAGCCCUGCAGAUGUGGAAAUGACUGGGAUCCAGGCUCUGAGCCGAUGCUGGCUUACUCACCACAGGCCUAUGAUGAAGGAUGAACUGCCCAGGUGGGAGGCUCAGCCAGAUGAAGGACCAUACAAGAUGCACUCCUUGUCAGGCAGGUGGCCUUCCUGCCAGUUGCUUCAGUACAGGACAUCAGACAGUCAGUCCACACAGAUCAGAGCUGCACAAUUGGGACAGGCGUGGACACUGCCCUUCCAGAACAGAUGUCAGCUCUGUGGAUUCUGUGGUUGUCUGGCUAUUCUAAUGUUUACUCAUAAUGCUCAUAGGGAUUGGUCCCCCAAAGGGAGAUGAGCAGGACUCAGGUAGCCCUCUCUGAAAGCCUCCCAUAAGAGAUCCUGGCUGCCCACUUGGGUUUUGAAUGCAGGAGGACUGGACUAGAAAGAGAGAGGCUGGGUGGGAGCACUGGUUCCCACUGUAUCUCUGUGCCCAUGGGUGUACAUUGCUCCUUCAUGUGCACAUGCGUGUGUGUGCCCAUCUGCUGUAUACAGCACACUUGCAUGUCUCAUACUGGCACAUGCAUCUGUAAUAUAGUUUCUACAUCAACUUAUGCCUAGGAGCAGCAGGUAGCCCAUUGUCAAAGGGCUCCCAUUUCAACCCAACUCCUCUGCAGUAAGGCAGCCAGUGUAACCCAGGGCUUGACAACAAGUCAUCAAUUCCAUCUCUAAGAAUACUUUUAUAGAGUGAAUGGGAGGCAAGCUAAAUACCAACCAAUAAAUAGCAAGGGAUCAGGGAACUUCAUGGAUGGGACCUACCUGGGAGAAGCUUGCAGUUGGGUGGCUGGCCUCAUUGUCCCCAGCAGAGCCAGGAAGGCAUGCUCACUGUCACCUGUUGCUGAGAGCUUCAGUUGGCUUUGGUUUUGAAUGUAGCAGAAGUGAACAAACUCCAUAAGAGUGUUUAUAAAAAUUAACUUCUUAGGAAGUGAAUCACAAACAAUAAAAAGCCCUUUCUUGAGUUAAAAAAAAAAAAA